ACCGGAGGAACCAGCCUCCCUGCUCGCACCACUGAUUUGCUCUCUCCGAAGCGGACGCAGCAGAUGCACCAAGGACGAGGCGGCACAGUGAGCCACUUUACAUCCCUGCAAUUUUUCUCAUGCCUGACCAGGUAGAUACAGCGCAGCCAAAACAGAUGUAACACAUCUCUUUUCUAACGCGUGCGAAGGGGCGGACACGGAGCCCCGUCCUUGCUUCCUGCAAAGUGGGGACCCUGCUCCCCCUGCGCAGCCCCGGGACCGGGCUGGUGCUGCAGAAUUCACCUCCCCACCCCAGGAGGGAAACCAGUCAAGGGUGGGCAGCUAUCAAAUGGGCCACCUACAGAUGUCAGACAAGCUACACCGAGCAGAUCGAGGGUAGAGAAGCAGUAGUAGUUCCUGGAGAUGAGAAUAAACCAGCCAUGACAAUAAAGGCGAGUGGGCAGCAGUUGGGCGCAGCAGCUCAAGACCUCAACCCAUUGCGUACAAAAAGCAAAGCUGGAGCCUGAAAUAAGAUCCAGGCUCCAGCAAAAUGGACUAUUUCCAAGUAUUUGAAAAGCUUCAAACAGCUGUGGGGAAGAAGAAAACUCUCACAGCCUGUGACAAGGCAGAGCGAGACAGACAGGAAAACAAGGUCUCCGUUAACACAGAAGAGGCAUUGAGUCUUUGACAGCACCCGGAGGGCACGGGUGGUGCUGGCUGGGCACGCUCGGCAGGCUCCCGCUGCCCAACCAUGUUUGAGGAAAAUCCUCCUUCAAGAUAUUUCACAAGACUCGCUCACCCAGAAGACUCCCAAGAAACCAGCACAGCUGUAAGUCACGUUUUGCGGGAUCAGGAAAACACAGGACACGUCCCAGCGGACAACAGCGGCAGCUUUGCUUCCUCCGGUGACUUGCCAGCAAACCCAACCUCCCCGCAGAACCACCUGGCGAAUCUGAAGCUGCUGAUGGCCAGGCAGAAGGCAGAGUACGAAUCUAAAAUCGCAAGCCUGGAGCAGCGGAACAGAGAGCUGCAGUCCGAGAUUAAGGGCAUGCAUUCAAAACUGGGACAGCAACGUAAGUGGUACAGUCUUGUGGAGAUGAAAAUGCGAAAUGCAGAGAGAGCAAAGGAAGAUGCAGAGAGAAGAAAUGAAAUGCUCCAAAAAGAAAUGGAAGAGUUUUUUGAAACCUUCGGGGGAAUUAACAAAUGGAAAUAAACAGGAGCUUGCUCAGUUUGAAAUUGAGCUAAACUGUAGGAGAGAAAGGCCACAUCCCAAUUUCAGCACCUACUCCUAUUUUAGAGGUGAAAUAGGAAACCCAACGGUAAAACCUAGGCUGUCGAUUGUAACAGGAGCAGUUGAUACAAACUCGUUGGGAUUCCUGAACUCCAGGAGCUCUGCACCACCCUCUAAUGCCAGGGAUGCUUCCUCCUUCCACUGCACAGAUCUUCCAGACACUUUGCAUGCCAAGUGCCGAGCCAAUCCACACAGCGUGCCGGCAAAGCGCUGGUGCGUUCUGGCUAGCCUCGAGUCUUGCACAGAUGCACUAAAUGCCUAAGUGGCUGAGCGGUUUUAAUCAAGGGAUGUCAUGCUUGCUGGAGCGUGUUUUACCAGCUACCCCAGAAGUCACACAGGUAUGACAUGGUUUUAGAGAGUGCUGAGCUCAUACCUGCAUCCCAAAGUCAGCCGUUUCAGAGACAGGGAAACGAGACAACACACUUGCAUCGUCCCGAGUUCCCCACCAGCACUCACACGGCCCUGUGCCUGGGCAAUUCCUGCCCUCCCACUGAAGGGAUAUUCCUUCAUGGAGGUGGAGGAGGUCUCUUACAAAGCCAUUUGCUCCGCUGGGUUAUAAUUAGCCUCCCUGCAGCACUCCUGUAAGAACGCAUUAGUCUCAAGACCAUCACUAGUAGACUCCCUGACAUCUCUUCAGAGUUACCUCUCUCAACACGAGAAAUGCGUUAACUAUUUUGAUACCAGCAUUAAUGACACAUAUACUGUUAAAUAUCAAGAAAGUAACUGCUGUUCUUUUAACCCACUGCAGAACUUUAACAUGAACAAUGGCAUCUGUAUACUUAAACUUGUACUGAAUUUAA
This is a messenger RNA of Grus americana (Whooping crane), 2070 nucleotides long. RefSeq names its product rho GTPase-activating protein 24-like. The transcript has 2 exons. Bases 731 to 1192 code for a protein of 153 amino acids. The record is from RefSeq and is a predicted model, not a curated record. NCBI's taxonomy places the organism in Eukaryota, Metazoa, Chordata, Aves, Gruiformes, Gruidae.